Solea senegalensis (Senegalese sole) is the source of this 2931-nucleotide messenger RNA. RefSeq names its product 5'-nucleotidase, cytosolic II, like 1 (gene nt5c2l1). The transcript is spliced from 17 exons. NCBI's taxonomy places the organism in Eukaryota, Metazoa, Chordata, Actinopteri, Pleuronectiformes, Soleidae. The record is from RefSeq and is a predicted model, not a curated record. Gene Ontology annotation, molecular function: 5'-nucleotidase activity. Bases 128 to 1621 code for a protein of 497 amino acids.
AGUCUGCACAUUUAAACAUGAAAACAACUUUCAGGUCCACGCCUUCAGAAGUGCCAGGCAUUUAAGUUAAUCUGCAAUGAGAAACAAGUUUGAGUUUCCUGUGGACACAUGAGUCACUGCGUCAUCAAUGGACACAAUGGACACAGAUGCCAGCAGCUGCCCAGAGAACAGCCAGAAGCAAGACUUUGACCAGAAGAUUUUCGUGAACAGAAGUCUGACGUUAGAAAACGUCAAGUGCUAUGGCUUUGACAUGGACUACACACUGGCAGUCUACAAGUCUCCUGACUACGAGAGCCUGGGCUUUGAGCUGAUAAGAGACAGAAUGGUGUCAAUUGGUUAUCCUCACGAGAUUCUGCGUUACACGUAUGACCCCAGCUUCCCCACACGUGGUUUAGUGGUUGACACCACAUAUGGGAACCUCCUGAAGGUGGACUCCAAUGGAAACAUUCUUGUCUGUAGUCAUGGCUUCCUCUUCCUCAAAGGUGAUGACAUCGACAAGUAUUAUCCCAACAAAUUCAUUCAAAGAGGUGACACUGACCGCUUCUACAUCCUCAACACACUUUUCAAUCUGUCAGAGACGUAUCUCUACGCUUGUCUCGUGGACUUCUUCACCAGAUGCAACAGAUACACAAACCUCCUGAAAGGUUACCAGCACGGCGACUUGUUAAUGUCUUACAGAACAAUGUUUCAGGACGUUCGAGGCGCGAUGGACUUCAUUCACAACACAGGAAUCCUCAAAGAAAAAACCAUUAAGAAUUUGGACAAGUAUGUUCUCAAAGAUGAAAAAAUCCCUGUGCUCUUGUCUCGGAUUAAAACAGUGGCCAAACUCUUUAUUGCCACUAACAGUGACUACAAGUACACCGAGGCUAUUAUGAAAUACCUGCUUGAAGGUUCUGUGACGCGUGCAAGUCCCAAAGAUUGCUGGCGCUCCUUCUUCGACCUCAUUGUUGUGGACACCAAGAAGCCGCUGUUCUUCGCCGAGGGCACUGUGCUGAGACAAGUGGACACGGACACGGGAAAGCUUCGGAUUGGGACGUACACUGGCGAUUUACAGCAUGGGACUGUUUACUCAGGAGGAUCCUCGGACAUGGUCUCUGACCUGCUGAAUGUCAAAGGUAAAGAAAUCCUCUACGUUGGAGACCACAUCUUUGGCGACAUCCUCAAAUCUAAGAAACGUCAGGGCUGGAAGACUUUCCUGGUCGUGCCGGAACUCACCAAAGUGCUGAGCGUGUGGGAGGAGAAGAAAAAUGUGUUUGAUGAGCUCAAACGUCUCGACAUCUUCUUGGCUGAACUUUACAAACACCAGGACAGCAGCAGUCGAGAGCGUCCAGACAUCAGUGCCAUUCAGGCACGGAUGAGGGUGCUGACCCACAGGAUGGACAUGGCGUACAGUCAGAUGGGCAGCCUCCUGCGCAGCGGCUCCAGACAGACGCUGUUUGCCAGUCAGCUGAUGCGUUACGCAGAUCUUUACUCCUCUACCUGCAGUAACCUGCUGCAUUACCCCUUUAAUUACCUCUUCUUGGCUCCACCAGUCCUGAUGCCUCAUGAAGUCACAACUCAGAACUACGACUUUGGUUCGUCACAGAUACCCACGGUCACCAACCACACCAUCGGAAACUGAGGUUACUAUUAUCGUGAUGAUUUUUAUUUGACCUGUACUGGCUUUUGUUGAUUUGUUUACCUUUAAAUUAUGAAUCGUUAACAUUUUUCCUCCUCUUGCUGUGACAAAGACAAACUGACAAGACGAGAGAGGAACAUGUGAAGACAACACAGAGAUUUUAUCACAGACAGUUCUCACUUUUGAGGGCGGCUACAUUUAGCCUGGAGCAGGGGCGUGCAUAGACGUUUCAGGUGGGGGCUCGAGGGAAAAAAAGGACACCCCCAAAAAUGCAAUUUCCUAGCAUUAUUACUCACUUUUAAUUGAGAAUUAAUAAUAAUUAAACGGGACACAUUAAAAAGUAUAAAUCCAACCAUUUUCUACUGAUUUAGCCUCUACUUAAGAGUUUCCAAAGACAGGGUACAAUCUGGACAGGUCGUUAAUCCGUCCCAGGGCCCACAUUAGAAAUUAACGUAUGAAAUUAGAAGUAUUAAUAAUGAUUCAAGAUGACUUUGAAAAGGAGGUCAAAAGGGCAGGUGCUUGAGCACCACCUGGGUUCUGUCUGUGCACGUCCACAACCUCGGUAUCAGCUGCAGUAAUGGCUCUAAAAACAACUAAAGCACUGCUUCACCUACUGGAUAUGGAAAGCAAUAACAUGUAACGUUUACCAGACUAACUCAUACAUUUUAUUAUUCUAACAAAAAACGAGAUUUUUUUUUUCUCCUUCAUGCGUAUUUUUUCGUUUUCUGAUGUAGAUGAUUUGUUUAACUGUUUUUAUGAACUAACUUUACUUACUUGUUUGAGCAUUUCUCUGUGGAAUUAAUUUAAUAAACCUUCGUAUUAUUUUGUUCUCGUCGUCGUCACUGAAGCGCGAUGACUUUCACAACGUGUGCAGGUGUGUAGGGUGACGGAAACAAGUCCCUCAAACACAUGCACUGUCUUCAGUGGGUUGCGUUAGAUCCUUAUGAAAGCUGGGGGAUACAGAGAGAAAGAAAGUAAAUAUUUAUUUUAUUUCAUUCUUGAAAGAUAAUAGAUAAAAGAACCAUUAAAAAUGAAGACAAAAUAAUCCAAAACAAGAAUGAAAAAGAAGGUUUAUUUACAAUAACAAUAAAGUAAUGUUAAGUGAACAUGAGCUCCUUUAAGAGUAACUUAAAGGAGCUCUACUUCUUUAACAACUGUUUAUUUUGUAAAAAGUCGUUCCAGUAAAGACUGACUCUGUUUUCUACAACACCAUCACGAUCUAGGACACCGCAAACAAUAACCUGUUUAAGCAGGAGAGUAAAUAAAACCUGAGCAGCAACAACUAAAAAUAAAAGUUCCCUUUAAUGUGUGAA